AUGUCAAGAUUUACAGAACACUUUGAUAUUUACGUUGAUCCAUCUGCCAUUGUCUAUUCAUCUACACUCACAUCACCUUCUAAAGCAUCCUUUUCAUCUACAUCCACUUAUUCAUCAAGAAGUGCUGUAGAUCCCUAUGAUCCAUUUAAUUCAACUACUACUACUUCAACAACAACAACAACGAUUAAUGAUGCAUCACCAAACAAGCUAAAACGAUUCUUUACGACCAUUUCAAAAAAGAAACGCUCCAUUCCUUUUAGUGAACCAAUCAAGAUGGACAAUGACGCUGAACAUAUGGCUUAA
Rhizopus microsporus ATCC 52813 is the source of this 303-nucleotide messenger RNA. RefSeq lists its product as uncharacterized. The transcript has 2 exons. The record is from RefSeq and is a predicted model, not a curated record. Bases 1 to 303 code for a protein of 100 amino acids. Lineage: Eukaryota; Fungi; Mucoromycota; Mucoromycetes; Mucorales; Rhizopodaceae.